CCUAGUUUUGAAGGCUGUCCAGUGAAUAAACAAUGGUUUGUAUAAUUUCAAAAGUUGACCAUGAUUAGGCUGGCAUUCAUUAAGCAUGCUCAUUGUACAUCAAUCGUUGGUUAGCAUAUGCACCAAACAUGAGUUGGAUUAAGAAUAUAUCUUAUGAUUUGUUUCCUACGUUAUUAGACCAAGUCCAUAUUAUAAAGUCAAACCAAUCCAUAUUACUAUAAAAAUUUGUUCCAUAUACAAGUAAGAAAAAACCAACUUUAUUCAGAGAGAAAAAGUGAUGGAAAUGGAGAAGAGGUUGUAUGAAGCUGCUCUUGAAGGAAAUGUUUCAAGCUUGAAAGCAAUAAUCCAAGAAGACCCUUUAAUUCUUGAUAGAAUCUCUUCAACAUUCUAUCAAGAUACUCCUCUACACAUUGCAAUCCUACGUGGACACCUCGAGUUUGCAAGGGCGGUACUUAGUUCCAACCCAAGGCUUGCCACCGAGUGUGACUUGCUCGGCCACUUGCCCCUCCACGUCGCUUCCACCAAAGGACAUAUAGAGAUCAUCCAUGAGCUGGUACGCGUAAGUCUGAGUUCUUGCCUGGCUCGUAGCAAGGAUGGGAAGUUGCCCCUUCACUUGGCAAUAAGUAAAGGGGUUCGAGUUGAAGUGGUAAGGGAGUUGGCUCAAGCAUGUCCUGAGUCAAUGCAAUCAAGAGUGGAUAGAGGAGAUACUGUUUUGCACUUGUGCGUUAAGUAUGAAAACCUGGAUGCUAUUCAAGUAAUAUUGGAGGUGUUGAAUGGUGAAAAUGAUGGUAACAACUUAUUGAAUGUAAGAAAUGAAGAUGGCAAUACUAUCUUGCAUUUAGCUGCUCUUCAAAGGCAUUUGGAGGUAUUUCUGUUCCCUUAAAUCCUUGGUUUUUUUUAAUAAUAAUAAUAAUCUAGUCUUUUUAAAGAAAACUGUCUUAAUUUUUCCAAUAUUAUUUUAUUUCAACUUUAUUAUCCAUUACCAUCAAUCAUUCAAUCUCUUCUACUUAAUCAAAAUAUAUGAAGAUAGAUGCUUGUGGAUCUUAAAUUAUGGAUGUUGAUAAAGUACAAAAUUGGAACAAAUCUUACAAAUUGAUUUCGUUGACCAGACUGCCAAGUGACCUUUUAUCAUGAAAAUUUCAAAUUUUGUAGUGAGUUACCAUGUGAAUUACAUUUCUAAAUUAAUUAUUUGACUUGUAUCCAUAUCAUAAAUAGUUUUACAAGCUCUAUUACAGUUCAAUAAUAUAAUUUAAUAGUCAUAACCAUAGUUCGACUAUGAAUGCAAGGUCGUCAUGGCCUAUUAUAUAGAAAUUUAAGAGAAUAUGAAGUUUUGUAGCUCUUGUGAGAUCUUUUACAAGUUUUACCCAUGUUAAGCAUGCAGUCAUGAUUAUUAUUUCUUUG
Chenopodium quinoa (quinoa) is the source of this 1401-nucleotide messenger RNA. Its product is annotated as ankyrin repeat-containing protein BDA1-like. Gene Ontology annotation, molecular function: protein binding. The coding region runs from base 278 to 883 and encodes 201 amino acids. The transcript has a single exon. Lineage: Eukaryota; Viridiplantae; Streptophyta; Magnoliopsida; Caryophyllales; Amaranthaceae. The record is from RefSeq and is a predicted model, not a curated record.